AUGGCUCAAGGAUACUCUGUCUUCAUCGGCCUCUUCGUCAUCGUGGCCAUGUGCACCGCCGCAUGGCUUCUCGCUCCCAAGGGCGAGAACCGUGUACUGUGGCGCUCAUCCCUCAUCCUCGCCAUCGUCAGCUGCUACCUCAUGUGGGCUAUCACCUUCCUGGCACAACUGCAUCCCUUAAUCCGACCGAAACGACACGAUCUGCGAGAACAAUUUCUAGAGCACUAG
Molecule: messenger RNA, 228 nt
Organism: Beauveria bassiana ARSEF 2860
Lineage: Eukaryota; Fungi; Ascomycota; Sordariomycetes; Hypocreales; Cordycipitaceae
Product: V-type proton ATPase subunit e
Exons: 3
Coding region: 1-228 (75 amino acids)
Biological process (GO): vacuolar acidification; proton transmembrane transport
Cellular component (GO): vacuolar proton-transporting V-type ATPase, V0 domain
Molecular function (GO): proton-transporting ATPase activity, rotational mechanism
Source: RefSeq, a predicted model, not a curated record